This is a messenger RNA of Daktulosphaira vitifoliae (grape phylloxera), 2306 nucleotides long. Its product is annotated as tyrosine-protein kinase transmembrane receptor Ror-like. The record is from RefSeq and is a predicted model, not a curated record. Bases 406 to 2049 code for a protein of 547 amino acids. Gene Ontology annotation, molecular function: neurotrophin receptor activity; ATP binding; neurotrophin binding. Gene Ontology annotation, biological process: multicellular organism development; protein phosphorylation; cell surface receptor protein tyrosine kinase signaling pathway. Gene Ontology annotation, cellular component: signaling receptor complex; axon. NCBI's taxonomy places the organism in Eukaryota, Metazoa, Arthropoda, Insecta, Hemiptera, Phylloxeridae. The transcript has 10 exons.
UUUUUUGCUGUUCGUAGUCCAUACUCCAAACAUUAUACAUAUUUAAAAUGAUAACAAAUAUAAUUAUCGAAUACAAAAACAUUAAGUUAGAUAAUAUUAUUUCUAUGAAACUGAUUUAAUCGUUAGUUUUAAUAAUAUUAUCAGUCCUAUCAUAUUACCUUGUUAAUCAACAUAUACCUCUAUCGACGGUUUUGAAACACCUUGAUUUCAUAAUUCAAAACGACAACUUAUUUAUGUUUAUUCUUAAAUUUUAUACAAAAUAAUUUUAAAACUGUGAUCAUUUUUCAUUUUUAUAUAUUCACUACCGUAAUAAUGAAACAAAUUGUAAAAAAUUUCAACUACUUUUAAAAACUUGAAAACGGAACAUUCAACCAAAGACAAGCCAAUAAUUGAAUAUCAGAGAAUAUGAUUCCAUUAAAAUUACACCAUCAAAGAAAAAGAUUUACCGAAAAUGACAACUUGAAGGUUGGGUCUUGUGUUGAAAAAAAACCAUGUGGCUCAGAGGCUGCAUGUCAACAGCUAUCAAGUAAUACUUAUAUGUGUAUUUGUCCUCUAGACUCAAGUCCGGCAACCAAAGACUUAAAGUGUCCUAAGCGAUACACUGUUCCGAUUGCACCAAAACCAUUCAUAAAUCUAAGCAUCAACAAAAAUGGACAUAAGGCGACAUUAUCAAAUCCAUUAUUACAAAGCACAACAAUCAAUCCAAUCCGAUCGAAAUCGAUAAACGAUACGACAUCAUUUUUUUCGUUACAAUUCAAAUCAUUUCACUUAAACAUACUCGGCUUUGUUCUACCUGUUAAUCCUAUUCUGCUGCUUGCAGCAUGUGUGGCGGCUUUUGUAACAGUUGUAAUCGUGUUAGCUGUUUGCUGUGGCAAAGCGAUUAAACGUCCCUGCUGCAAACGAAAAAAUAAGAUAAAACAAAAGAUGUCUGAGGUACCUAUUUUCAAAGGUAUGAUUCAGGACGACUGUUAUGCUUUGAGCACUCAAUACUCGACACCAUCUUUAGAAGACAACAUAAUAAGAGAUACUAUACUAAUACCUUAUUUGAGCAAAGACUGUAUAUCCCACAUGGAGGAAAUUGGUCAGGGAUAUUUCGGAAAUGUUUAUAAAGGAACACUGACACAUACAGAUGGAAAAGUUGAAACUGUAGCAAUUAAAGUACUAAAAGAUCAUGCUAAUGCAGAAGCUAAAGAAGAUUUUAUGCGAGAAGUGGAGAUUAUGACUUAUUUCAGACAUCAGAAUAUUCUUACAUUAAUUGGAGUGUGUCCACAAGAAGACAAAUAUUCUCCUUGGAUGGUUUUCGAAUAUAUGGCUUAUGGUGACUUAACUGAAGUGUUGCGUAAUAGUAGUGAACAAUUCACAAGUUACUCAUCGGAUCUACCUAUUUUAGACAAAGACGCUCUAUUGAUUAUAUCAUUACAAAUAGCAGCUGGUAUGAAAUAUUUAGCCAGCCAGCGGUUUGUACACAGAGACCUUGCAUGCAGAAACUGUCUUGUAGGAAACAACUUAAUUGUGAAAAUUGCUGAUUUUGGAAUGAGUCGAGAUAUAUAUACUUGUGAUUAUUAUAAAGUAGGAGGUUCCCGACUUCUUCCUGUACGAUGGAUGUCACCUGAGAGUGUUGUUUACGGUAAAUUUACUUUGGAAUCAGACGUAUGGUCAUUUGGAAUUGUACUGUGGGAAAUCUAUUCGAUGGGAAAACAGCCAUACUAUGGGUACUCCAAUGACGAGGUAUUAAAAUUAAUCCACGAUGGAGUAUUGCUUGAACUUCCACUCAAUUGUCCGCCCGUCAUUUGUGUUUUAAUGAAUGGCUGCUGGAAAAGUGACCCUAAAGAACGUUUGAAAUUUUCAGACAUAUACGAAAGACUUAAAAAUGUAACCAAACGACCUGAGCUGGAUAGCCCUUUACCUCGACCUCCAGCAUUACCAGCUAUUGUAGAUCAUCUCAGUCUUAGAAAAAUACCAUCAGAAGAGCUAUUAGACAUUGACAAUUAUUUAUGUCCAGAUGAACUAGACAGUUUAAGAGAAUAUAUAUUGCCUUUGCCAUAUUAAAACAGUUGCUUGGUCAAUUUUAGUUCCUUUAUAACUAUUAAUAAGUGUUAUAUACUUCAAUGUUGAGAAAUAAUUAUUUCAUCAAAUUGAGAAUUUUGAUAUUACUAUUUUUUUAUUGUAUAAAUAAUUAUACAUGGCUCAUUGUGAUUGCAUUAUAAAAAUACUCAAUAUACCAUAUUUAAAUGUUUCUUUAAAAUUUAAUCGUAUUUAUCAUUUAAAUGUAUAUACACAUUAUAAAAUUUGUAAAUAUUCACUUA